Messenger RNA from Solenopsis invicta (red fire ant), 4607 nucleotides. Its product is annotated as anoctamin-4. Gene Ontology annotation, biological process: chloride transmembrane transport. Gene Ontology annotation, cellular component: plasma membrane. The record is from RefSeq and is a predicted model, not a curated record. Gene Ontology annotation, molecular function: protein dimerization activity; chloride channel activity. Bases 1016 to 4243 code for a protein of 1075 amino acids. The transcript has 14 exons. NCBI's taxonomy places the organism in Eukaryota, Metazoa, Arthropoda, Insecta, Hymenoptera, Formicidae.
AAAUCUUCGCCCCUGAAGGCGAAGGUAAUGCACACGUACGCCCUCGCGGAAUGUGUGCGAUCACGUAGAUAAGGGACACUGACGGGGCGAUACAUAAGUAUUGCUUCUGUUGUCCUUUGCUCAGUAUAUCUCAUACUACCGUCGGGAAACAACUAUUCACUCGGGGACGAUUCAUUCGUACAAAUUUUUUCUCCAACGGUUCGAAACGGAAAAAAAAAGAAAGAAAUCAAAUAAAACAUACGCGCCCGCGUACGUGGUAAACUUUACCAUUCGAUCUCGCGCUCCGCUCUUCUUCGUUUCAAUCUAGCAGAUCGGUCGUAACGGAUUACGACCAUCGACGCAACGAUUUAAAGGCAAAAUAGUGAAUUAAACUUUAUUGAAAAAUAUUUCAAACUCAAAGAUAUUGUGAAAGCUCGUCAAGUCGAUGAUGGCAGCGGAUGGCAAUGCGUGAAUGAUCGAUCCAAGUGAAUCUGAAAAGUAACAUUCCACCUCUCGUGGAAUUAAAACGUAACUAACGAUCCAUCAUGAUUCGCUAUGUAAAAACGUACUCGAGAGGAUUAAAUGGACGAGGCUUUUUCCAAGUGUCUUCGCUCGUACCUCCGUAGAUGAGGGACGUACGUCCCGAGGACAAAGGCUAACCACUAAACCCUUGAUCACCGCGUGAUUCUUUCUUCGAGCAAGGUUGAUUCGUGCUCCUUUCAUAAUUAAAUGACUGUUGAACGAAUGCAAGGCUACCGGCAAAGCGCGAUUAUUUAAGCUAUCGACACUGAUCGAUACACUCGUUUUCUCGUGAUUAACUAUCAGGCGCGAUCGAGAAAGUUUCGUUGGAAGUGCCCGGUAAUAUUUCGACGGAUAUCUAAAGGAUAGAUGAUUCUUUUGAGUGAAUAAUCGAUGAAUAAUCGUUGGAAGAAUUAUCAAUAGUUGUGAAACAUCGUUUCCGAGAGAAAAAUAUGUUACUGAACCAAUCGACGCUCCGAACACUGUCCAUCGAAAGUCUUCCGGUCUUCGCGAAUGUAUGUUAUUAAAAGAAACACGAAGAGUCAUCAACAUGGAUGAUAACAAGCAGCAAGUAGACGAUGACAGCCAGGUAUACUUAGAACCGUUCGAAAAAUCGGUUUUGCAUCCCGCGCACGUGAGAAUAUUUCUCAUACAAAACCACAAUGGAAGGCCCAACAGUUGGGGCAAUUUUCUUCGUCCCGAUGAUAACAGCCCGGUCGAGCACCAAUUCAAUGACGAGAAAUCGAGUGGCUCCAGAACCAGCUCUCGCGCGUCCUCGGCCAGAUCGACCAAGGGCUCUCACAGAGGAGUCAAGGGGGGAGUCUACGCGAAUCGAGAUGUCAUUUACGAGCCUGACAAAAAUGGCUCGCUAGCCGGCGAAACGCCGGCGAGUAUCAGGAGAAAAUUGUCGAGAGCCAGCGUAUACCCAUCCGGAACGAAUCUGAUCGCGCAGGAUGCCUUCGGUCCCAAACUCACGGCACCCGCUACUCCGGAAAUCAAUCCUUCGCUACCGGAUACACCAGUUUCGUUGGAUUUCGUCGAAGGCAACGCCGGAGAUUCAUUGCCGUCGAAAGAUACGGGAAUCGAUCCCGAGCUACUUUAUUUUCGCGACGGUCAUCGAAGAAUAGACAUGGUAUUAGUCUAUCAGGAAGAGAACGAAGGGGUCAUGACCGAAUUAGAAGCUCGUCGGCGAGAGCAGAGACGAGUGUUUCAACAAAAUCUUUUGAAAGAAGGUCUGCAACUGGAGCUCGAGCCGAAGGAGAACUCGUUCGAUGGGAAAACUAACUUUUUGAAAUUACAUAUACCUUGGAAAGUCAAGGUGCAAUACGCCGAAAUAAUGAGUUUAAAACUACCUACCAAGAGAUUCAAAACGAUUCCUAUGAAAACAUGGGAUGCAGACGAUGCCAAAGAACUAUCCAAAUUUUGGGCGCGAUGGAUGCGAUGGACCAAAUGGUUUCGUAAAAUACAUACUUGGGAUACGUCGAAAUAUCCCGAGGAACCACAUUUUUAUGAUUACAUAGAUUCCAGCGAUCGUGAAGAAAGAUUUAUCGUUAAGGAAAGAGAUAAUUGUUACACGCCUGCCCAGAGAUCGUUAAUAGUGAUGCAAAUAUUAUUGCGAGCGAGAUACGACGAGAAUCAUGAGAAAUCUGGUAUUCGCAGGCUUUUAGCCGAUGGAACGUAUCUCGAUUGUUUUCCUUUGCACGAGGGUCCUUAUAAUAAACCCAUGCGCAGCGGAGAGAUUCUCGAUAGAUACUUGUUGUACUUGAUAUGGGCGAGACCCUCCCAAUGGUAUAAAAAACAGCCAUUGUGGUUAAUAAGAAGAUACUUUGGCGAGAAAGUCGCUCUUUACUUUGCCUGGCUAGGAUUCUACACGAAAAGCUUAUAUGCACCAGCAGUGGUAGGACUUUUAUGUUUCAUUUACGGUCUUUUAAGCAUGGACAGCGUAGACAAUGUUCCUAGCAAGGAAAUAUGCGAUCCUAAUUUAGCUGGAAAUAUCACUCUAUGUCCUAUUUGCGAUAGAGCGUGUACCUAUCAAAAACUCGGCGACUCUUGUCUAUUCUCAAAAUUGACUUACUUAUUUGACAAUCCCGGGACUGUCUUCUUCGCUAUUUUUAUGUCUUUUUGGGCUACGACAUUCCUCGAGCUAUGGAAACGACGACAAGCCGUGCUCGUUUGGGAAUGGGAUCUUCAAAACGCCGAUUACAACGAAGAGCCUAGACCUGAAUUCGAGACGUCCGUUAAAACGUUUCGAAUAAAUCCCGUGACGAAGGAAAAAGAACCGUAUUUGCCCGUGUGGUCUAAAUUCAUCCGAAAUUUGGCUACUGGAUCGAUAGUAUUUUUUAUGAUAUGCGUAGUCCUCGGGGCGGUUUUAGGGACGAUCGUAUAUCGCAUUUCGUUGGUUGCUAUCUUUUACGGUGGAGGUGGUAGUUUUUUAAAAAGGCACGCAAAGAUAUUCACUUCCAUGACCGCUGCCCUCAUUAACUUGGUGAUAAUCAUGAUACUUACGCGAAUCUAUCAUCGGUUGGCUCGUUGGAUGGUCAAUAUGGAAAAUCCGAGAACGCAGACGGAAUACGAAGCCAGUUAUACGUUUAAAAUCUUUUUAUUCGAGUUUGUCAACUUUUACUCUUCUUUGAUUUACAUCGCUUUUUUUAAGGGAAGAUUUUUCGUUCAUCCUGGCGAUGCACAAGCGCGAGACUCAGAGUUUUAUCGUAUUAAAACGGACGUUUGCGAUCCUGCUGGUUGCCUUUCCGAAGUCUGUAUUCAACUUGCGAUUAUAAUGGUCGGUAAACAAUGCUUUAAUAACAUUGUCGAAAUUUUAUCACCGAAAUUGUGGAAUUGGUGGCGCAAGAGAACGCAUGUCGCGGCGACGAAAGACCACGGUAGAAGAUACACGUGUUGGGAGAAAGAUUAUCAACUUCAAGACCCGGGAAGAUUAGCUUUAUUCGACGAAUAUUUAGAAAUGAUACUGCAGUAUGGAUUUGUAACAUUAUUCGUGGCAGCGUUCCCCUUAGCACCUCUAUUCGCUUUAUUGAAUAAUAUCGCUGAGAUAAGAUUGGACGCGUACAAAAUGGUCUCGGAGGCUCGAAGACCUUUAGCCGAGCGAGUAGAGGAUAUUGGUGCUUGGUUUGGUAUUCUUAGGGGUGUAACUUACGUGGCGGUAGUAUCAAAUGCCUUCGUUAUCGCGUACACAUCCGACUUUAUUCCACGUAGCGUGUACGCAUUCGUUUAUUCGCCCCACGAAGAUUUGGUGGGUUACAUCGAUAGCUCCCUGUCAGAAUUCAAUACUUCCGAUUAUCGCGAUGAUAUGAAGAGCGACGUAGAAGCUAAACAUCCGGAAACGUGUCAGUACAGAGGCUACAGAAACGGUCCGGAUCACAUCGAUCCUUACGGACUUAGUCCGCAGUACUGGCAUGUUUUCGCCGCGCGUCUAGCAUUUGUCGUUGUCUUCGAACACUUUGUUUUCGCAAUUACCGGUAUUAUGAGCUACGCAAUACCAGCUGUACCACAUUCUCUGACAACUCAGAUACAACGCGAACAAUUGAUCGCUCAAGAAGAAAAAUAUGAAAAGGAAAUAAGGGGAAAAGAGGAUGAAGAUGAUUUACUUUCGGUUUUGAGGGAAGCCGGAAGCAUCGGUAGAGGAAGCUGGGCCAGACGAUUCAGUAAAUUGAGCGACGCUUUAGAUACUCACGCUGACAUUAGGCAUAGUAAACGCAGCGAUAGCUCCACAGUAUGGCAAGUGCCGUAAAAUCGAACAUUACCUUUUUAUUAUUGUUCAUUCCACUCAUAAAAUUCGAGGUCAUAUAAGAUUAAUAAGGAAAAAAAGCCAAAUGUUCUGUCUAUUGUGUAAACAUUAACUAUUCUCAGUAUCAUUUCCAAAUAACUCAUAAGUACCAGUUUUAUAAUAAACUUACAUUUGCGCUUUUCAACAAUUUCGACCCUAAUUAUCAGAUGCACUGUAAAAAACGCAGAUAUAAGGUAAAAGUUACAAAUACUGUUACACAAUAUACUUUUUUAUUUUACAUAAUGCCAUAUUUUUUUCCUAGAAAUUAUUACAAUCUAUAUUAUGUAUGUAUAUAUAUAUAUGUAUAUAGAAUAUAUUUAUAAUAAUA